ACCAGUGAUGCUGGGUCAUGUGACUGUGUUCUGGUUUUUACAGCCGGUCCCAUCAGAACCAGUUAGUUGCUGUGACUGGGAGAGAGAGAGAGAGACAUGGGUCCAUCAGCGCUGGGCUGGCUGCUGGUCAUCAUCACCGUCCACUCUGCAGGUGGAUUUCUGAGUUAUGGAGUGGAUCGUUGUGUCUUUAACUCCUCUGAGCUGAAGGACAUCGAGUUCAUCAGGUCCAACUAUUACAACAAGCUGGAGCUGUACAGGUUCAGCAGCAGUUUGGGCAGGUUUGUUGGAUACACAGAGUACGGAGUGAAGCAGGCCGAGUACUUCAACAGCGACCCGUCAAUUAUUGGAGCAAUGAAAGCUCAGAGGGAGGCCUACUGUCUGAACAACGUCGGUAUCGACUACCAGGUGGCUCUGGAUAAAUCAGUCGCCCCCACAGUCAGCCUGUUCUCCUCGACGCCCCCUGCUGGCCACCACCCCUCCAUGCUGGUCUGCAGAGUUUAUGAUUUCUACCCUAAAACCAUCAAAGUCCACUGGCUGAGAGACGGACAGGAAGUGACAUCAGACGUCACCACCACUGACGAGAUGGAGGACGGAGACUGGUACUACCAGGUCCACUCUACGCUGGAGUACACGCCCAGGUGGGGAGAGCGGAUCUCCUGCAGGGUGGAACACGCCAGCCUGAAGGAGCCUCUGGUCACCGACUGGGACCCGUCCAUGCCGGACUCAGACAGGAACAAACUGGCCAUCGGAGCUUCAGGACUGAUCCUGGGUCUGAUCCUGUCUCUGGCUGGAUUCAUCUACUACAAGAGGAAGGCCAGAGGUCGCAUUCUGGUUCCGACCAGCUGAGCCCGGAUGGAGGUUCUGGUUCCUCCUGCUUCCUGCUGAACUGGACCAUCUGACCCAGAACCAGAACGUCUCAGAGGAGGAUCCAGUUCUCCAUGUGGCCCGGUUCUGGUUCUGGUGGCCCGGCUGCUUCUCUUCCUCUAAUCAUCUUCAUCAAUAAUCACAUUUUAUUCUUUGAUGUUUGGAAAUAAAAUCAAUAAACCAUCAGAA
This is a messenger RNA of Poecilia reticulata (guppy), 1053 nucleotides long. Lineage: Eukaryota; Metazoa; Chordata; Actinopteri; Cyprinodontiformes; Poeciliidae. The record is from RefSeq and is a predicted model, not a curated record.